AUGAGUAAAGACAAUAGUUGUAUUAAAUUAAGAAAAAUCUAUUCGUUUUUUGGUCCAAAUUCACAUAAAGGAGAGACCGAAACGGCAUGUAAAAAAAUUAAAAUCGAAAAUACAGAAAAUGAAGAAUGGGAAGUUCAAAGCAAUGACACCAGUAUUGGUACUGAUAAUCAUUCAUCAGAUUCAGAUGAUUUUCAACAGUUAAACGAUCUACAAGAAAUAAAGAAUGUUGAACCAGAACAGAAUCAAAAACAGGUAAUUGAGAAUCAAAUGGAAAUUUUUUCUAAAAUAGGACCUAGUGAUAUAACACAUAUAGUCAGUGAUCCACCAACACAACCAAUUUUAAAAAAUUACCCACAGUCUAAGUUUGGGAAAGAAUGGAGACAAUUCCGUCCUGAAUGGUUCAAAUCAUAUCCUUGGCUUGAAUACAGUGUAUUAGAUAAUGCUUGUUAUUGUUUUCCUUGUAGAUUUUUUUCUCAUAACUCUGAUAAUUCACCAUUUUAUAAAAUUGGAUUCAAAAAUUGGAAAAAAGCUCUUGAUAAAAAUGCAGGAAUUAAAGGCCAUAAUAAAUCUUGCAUACAUAAAACUUGCAUGACGAAGUGGGAAGGGUAUAAAAACUCCAAAAAAACAAAAUCAAUUUUAACAACAUUAAAUGAGGCUAAUUUAUCUUUAAUUAAAGAAAAUCGAUAUUACAUUUCAGUUAUUUCAGAAAUAUUAUUGUUCACAGCCUGUCAAAAUAUUGCACAACGAGGUGAUGAUGAAGGGUCAGAAAGCCUCAAUAGAGGAAAUUUUUUAGAACUUCUAGAACUUUGUGCUAGGAGAGACGCAAGAUUUAAAGCUAAAAUAGAUAUAUUACCAAAAAAUGCGAAAUAUACUCAUCAUACUAUUCAAAAUGAUUUAUUUUAUGUAAUGAGUAAAUUAGUUUUAGAAACUAUUGCGAAAGAAGUUAAAGAAGCCAAAUAUUUUGCUAUUCUUGCAGAUGAGACAAAAGACGUGAGCAAAACUGAGCAGUUAUCUAUUAUGGUUCGUUAUUAUCAUAAUAACACAAUGAAUGAACGAUUUUUAGGUGAGAUAAAAAUUGUGUCAGAUUAUUUACAAAAACCAGAUUCAGAUUUGGGUUCUAGCUGUCUACUAGUAGAAUCAUUAAUUAAUUACCUUAUGGAAUUUAGAAACACCUCAAACAAGUUUGAAGAUCUUUUGACAGAAGUGGAAUUAUGUGCACAAAAAAAUAAUAUUCAACUUCCUAAUGAAACAGUUAAAGAAACAAGGAUUCGCAAACUUCCUAAACAAUUUUCAUCAUAUAUAACUGAAGUAACAACUUCUGAAAUCCUUGAUAGAAUGGUUAGUGAACUCAAUAGAAGAUUUUCAGAUCAUAGUGAAAUUUUAACAGGUAUCAGCGCCCUUAUCCCAAAAUGUGACACAUUUUUAAAUUUUACAAAUAUCAAACCGUUAGCUGAACACUAUAAAUUAGACAUAGAAAGCUUAGAAUCAGAACUAACACUAAUUACAAAACUGAUUAAGCGACAUGAAGCUGAAAACGCGUUUUCUGAAAUGUAUAUACUCUGUAUUAUUUCUAUUAUCAUUCCACCAUCUAGUGCUGGAGUUGAAAGAACUUUCUCCAGUUUAAGACAAAUUAAAAAUUACAUGAGAAAUAAAAUGACUAAUAAAAGGCUUUCAAAUAUAGCAAUUUUAUCUAUAGAAAAAAAAAUUGCUAAGAAUUUAGAUUUGGAAGUUGUUGUGGAUAAAUUUGCAGCUAUUCACAAAAACCGAAGAAUAUUAUUAACUUGA
This is a messenger RNA of Daktulosphaira vitifoliae (grape phylloxera), 1785 nucleotides long. RefSeq lists its product as uncharacterized. The transcript has 4 exons. Bases 1 to 1785 code for a protein of 594 amino acids. Gene Ontology annotation, molecular function: protein dimerization activity. The record is from RefSeq and is a predicted model, not a curated record. NCBI's taxonomy places the organism in Eukaryota, Metazoa, Arthropoda, Insecta, Hemiptera, Phylloxeridae.